Messenger RNA from Neospora caninum, 8637 nucleotides. RefSeq names its product GK19179, related. Lineage: Eukaryota; Apicomplexa; Conoidasida; Eucoccidiorida; Sarcocystidae. Bases 1 to 8637 code for a protein of 2878 amino acids. The record is from RefSeq and is a predicted model, not a curated record. The transcript has 5 exons.
AUGCACACGGCCAGUGUCUCGAACGGGGGUGGCGCGGCGGGUCCGACGUCAAUAGGACGCUCGAAGACUUGUGGUUCUUCUUCCGAUUUCCCCUCUUUUUCGCCUUCUCCCCUGCGUCUUGCCUGCACGCUGUCCAGUCUCAUCCUCCCCCUCGUCUCCCCGUCCGCUCCAAUACAAAAGUGCUCACUUCGGCUGUCUGCCACGGCUCCGGGGGCUGAGCGAAGGGGCGAGAAGAAGGCGAACGGGCCUUUAGAAAAGCGAGACGUGAGGCGCAGGAAGAGGGACAGAGCCACGCCCAGUGACCAGGCGCUUCUUCUGACAACUAGAACCCCGUUUGUGGACGGGAAGAACAGCAGAGAGAGCAUGUCUUUGCACAAGAAGGCGCGAGCAGCAGGUUCACCUUCUUACGAAAGUGACAGCGAAGAGACAGAGGCGGGGAAUCUCGAAUCAGCCGGAGGUUUGCAGGUUCGCAAUCUGGGGUCGUUGACCCAGAGGCCGGAUAGGAGACGCUCUGGGGGAAAGAAUUCUGUGAAAGAAAAGGCGGAAGAAACCAGCUGCCGCCAAGCACGCAAGGUCACCGGCGUCGCGAAUCUCACCCUGUGGCCGCAACCAAACAAAAGCCGGAGAGAGCGCGCCACGAGCGGACGCGGGGAAGAGGGUUUCUCGUGCGACGGGCGACCGCGUGCAAGGCCGACGGCCGUGAAGGGAGGUGACGCGGAGCUAGUGCGUGUCUCAGCCUUUCCACACGAGGAAGAAACGCGAGAUACUGUGCAGCUCAGCGAGGACCCGACAACGGAGAAGGGAAACGGGGCGGAUCCGAGGAGAAACAUGGACGACAGGGAGGCGCGUUCCAGCGGGAAGGAGAGGGAAGGCCAAGCCGGGAAAACAGGCUUUCCGUGUCUCUCUGUUUCGUCUUUUUGCCUCGCCAGACCAGCACCCAAGACACAAAGCGCAGAUGCCGGGCAUGCGGCGAGCAGACGGGGGAGCGAAAACGCGACGGAUACCGAGUUUCGAUUCUCAACAACCCACUUUGUCGCUGCGUGCGGAGCGCACCUGUCGCACGAGGCUGUUGCGGCUGCCAGCAAAACGCGAGAGGCGGAGAGUCCGUCCAGUCUAGAUGCUUUGAUGAGUCGCCAGAGCGGUGGCCUCGCAGUCGCUGAGGAUGACUCACGAGAGGGUCGGCCUCGCUUGCCAGCUGCGUCUGCGUGUGGAAGAGAGAAGGACACGGACGGAGAAGACAUGGCGCAAACCGUCAGUGCCUGCACAUCCUUAUCAACCCUUUCUUCCGUCGGCGAGAUGCCACACGACGAAUCGGUUUCGGCGUCCGUUGCUUUCGCUUCGUCUGUGUCUUCUGUCUCUUCUGUGGCCUCGGUUUCGAGUCAAAGUCAGAUGCGGCGCGCAGAGGCAGACGCUGCCACGCAGCGGGCGGGCAGUGCCGGGAAGGAGACGGAGGUGCGACAGGACUUCGAGGACGAACCGUUUUCUUCCUGCAUGAACCCAGGAGGAUUCGGAAACAGGGAAGGGAGCUGGGGCCGAGAGGCAGAAAGAGAAGGAGCAACGCGGGUUUCGUCCUUCGAGAGGAAGGCUCGAUCAGCGGCCAGCGCGACGGCCGAAGCCAGCAGUUGGGUGUUCGUACACAGGAGCGGCGAAGAGAUGGAGAGAGAACUGGAGAGCGAUGGAGAAAGACACGAAGAGAGGCAUCGACGGUUUCCUGCGACCCCUCCCGGCUCUGGAGACCACACUGCGUCCGGUUCGUCCGUCUCGUCUUUGCGUUCGGAGGCAGAGCGCGAGCAUGAGAGAAUGCUGAACCACGCCCUCUCCAUGCUUCGGUUUCUUCAGCGUCUCCACGACAAGACAAAAAAUCGUUUUCAGAGACGGACAGGUUUUGAGGAGGAAGCCGAGGCAACGCACGCGACCUCUCCGUUUUCUCUCUCUCUUCUGGCGCUUCACUCGCCGCAUGCUAGGAAGGAAAGGGACUCACGAGAAGCCAACGAGCUCGGCCACGCGAAGGCGACUGGAACCCGUGGCAGACCUGUGGCUGGCCCUUCUUCGUCUCUCGCUUUUGCUUCCCCGUCCUCCGGUUUCCCUUCUUCUCGCCGUUUCUCUCGAGGGGCAACUGGCGAGGAAGAACCAUGCGCGAGGAGAGGGAAAGAAACAGGCGCCUCCUGCUCAGUCUGCGUGGGCGACGUCGGGAAGAGAACCCGAAUCCCCAAAGAGACUGCAGAGAAGCUGGAGAGGUUCUACUCUCUCUUUGAACAGCGGCGUGCCAGGCGCACUCCGGGCUCCUCGGUCGCUUCCUCUUCCCAGCAGCUAGGAGGCGAGAGUCCUCGCUUUCCUGCCUCUAGGACGGAGGGUUUCGAGGGAGAUACAGGCGAGAGCCGGCCAGAGGUGGAGUUCGCGGGGAGUCGAAACGGCGCUGAAGAGUCCAAGUCACACUCCAGUGUCGGUACAGCUGGCGGAGACCCACACGGCGUGAGUGGCGGCGACACCGCUUCUUUGCCUCUUGGGGCCGGAGGCGCGCCAUGUGUGAGGAACGUAGGAGAUGCGGAAGAGCCCAAGUCCUGCCAUGUGAGAGCACCCUGGCGUCCGCUUCUGUUGCGCACUGCCGAGAAUGGCCAGGAAGUCGCGGAAAACGGGGGAAAUGGGGAAAACGGAGAAAAAGGGAUUAUGCCCCCCGGCGUCGGGACAGCGUCGCCUUCCAGCGCUCCAGAGAGGACGUUUUCAACUCACGGAAAUGUGUCUUUCGAGCCGACCGACGCGUUCGUUUCCUUGCCUCCCUCCGGUCGUUUGAGGGGCGGUCGCCGCACGUUCACCUCGACGCGAGAAUCUGUUUUCCGCGGCGGGAGCUGCCGCGAUUGGAAAGAGCGGAAGAGAGAAGAGACUGUCUCCUCACGAGGACGCGAGCGGGCCGCAAGGAACAGGCGCGUUGCCUCCUCUCCGGUCGCUUCUCCUGCUUCUCCUCUCUCUCGGCGUCUCGUGAGGACUUCCACGGAGGGUCCCGCGUGGGGCAGCGCAGGCGUCAGUGCCCGGGGCAGGCGACUUGGGCCUCCAGUCGCGGUGGGGGCCCUCGGGAGCGCACCGGCGCGGCUCAGCGUCAACGGAGACACGGAGACAGCGAGGGCCUUUGAUGUCGGCGACGAAGCGGUCGGGGGGGGUCUGACGCCCUCAGGAGGCGCACAGGGGAACACCAGAGUGAGAGGGAGCGGACGAGAGACGCUCCGCGAGCAAGCGAAGGAAACGACGCACACGAGCGAAAGACCGGGAGGCGACGAGAAGGCGAAGGAGGGUGAGAGGAAGCGAGUGAGGGGCGUGAAUCGCGAGGAGGCGCAUCCAGCGAGGACGGAGACGAAGGUGGAAGACGCAAAGGAGAAGGUCGAGGACACGCCGGAGAGGAAAGAAAGCGGGACGGAAGGCAAGGAUGGAGCCCGAGAGCAGAGCGAGAGGGAGGGAGGCCCGCGUGUUAUGCGGGAGAAGGAGAAAACGAGAGUUGACACCGACGGAGAACCUCCAGAGAAGGUCGAGGCUGAAGUAUCCACGCUGCCCGAGAGUGAAGAAGAGGAAACAUUUCACUUGACGGGAGUUAGAGGAGAUACAGGCAGUCCCAGAGCACAAGGAGGAAAGGAAAAAGCUGGAGCUGAGACUUCAAACGGGAAGCGAGAGCGCGCAGUGGAGGCGAACGGCCCGGAGAAGACGGCACGUGAGAGCAGGCCUUUCGACUCGUCGCAGGGUCAAAGCAGGCUCCAGGGUGUGGUGGAAGAGGAGACCCCCUCUUCUCGAGAAGAAGCCGAGGAGACAGAAGGGACGAAACUCGAGGGGGAGGUGGGAGAGGAGGGAAAAGGAGACACAGGCAAGCUGGUCGAGUCGAGGAACUUGAAUGGAACUCCGAAACUGGCGAAGACCGUCCCGGCGGGUCUGCUGGAGAAGGGAGUGGAAACCGUCAGCCAGUCGAACGCUGACGUGUCUCGCUCUUUGCGGUAUGAGGAAGAAGAUCAACGAGGCAAAUCAACAGAGAAGACAAGCGUGUGUGAACAGAUGCUUCUGCAAGAUGCCGAGGCCCAUCCAAACGCCAAGCGAGGAGGACCGGCGAAGGAAGAACAAGCGACUCAACGCGAAGAGUCUCCGCAUGCCACGAGACAUGAAAGCGCUGCUUUGAGAAGUGCCGUUGCCGCGUGUUCGCUUCCUUCAUCGGCUUCACCUGGAAGGAAGCGGGAAGAGGCAGGACAGGAGGACCCGGAGACAGAGAAGAGGUGGGAACGCGUGCACCUGUGCUUGCCUCAUGCGCCUCAGGAGCCGGGAUUUACUCCUCCGCCUGCCGACGGUCUCUCAGAGCCGCUUCCGCCUUCUGAUUCUUGUCAGUGUGCCGCGUCGCCCGCUCGUCCAGUGCCGUCGACGGAAAGCGCUCGCUCGCAUGCAGCGGAGACAGAAAAGGAAGUUCCGAAGGCGCGCGCUGCCCCGGGCCCUGGCGGCGACGAGAGGAGGCGGGAUCCACAGCAUCACAAGUCGUGCGAUACCGGACAGGGAGCGACGGGUGGAGGCUGCGGAGCGGGAGGGCGGCAGUCAGCGAACUCCGCGCAAGGCCGGGGACCACGCGGACAAGGAGCGCCAGGUGGAGGUGUACGUAUACCCGAACUCAUCGUCCGCUGGACAGAACCCGGUGCGGAAGUCGUUGAGUGGACGAGUGCGACGAAACGGGAAGACGGAGAUCUCCCCUCCUUGCGAGACGCCGAGGCGCCCCCAUCGUCCUCCGAAGCGGACUCCACGGCGCCGGUUUGGGUCGCGGCUGCGAGCGGCGACGGCCUCGCAGUUUUGCACCUUCAGUUCAAGUUCAUUGUCGAUGGCGAGUGGAGAUGCAGCCACGCGUUCCCCGUACGAGAUGACGGCAACGGCAACCUGAACAACGUCGCGGCCCUCUUUCGAUGUCGACCGCCCUCCAAGUCGGGCGCCGCCUCGCGCCUUGAUGCAGGCUGCGCGUCCCGCGAGGCCUCCCUUGGGCUGCGUCCGACGACUUACAACCCGUCGCGUUCGCCGGCUUCUUUUCCGCCGGCUGCUGAGUCUUGGGAAGUCUCCUACCGGAGCUCUUCCUUCUUCUCGCCGACGCUGCAGCUGUCUUCUGCGCUCGCCAUGUCUUCCGCUUGCUUCUACCCGAACUUUGACGAAACACUCAGGAAACUUGAAUCCGAGGGAGAGUCGCAGCACGCGAGACAGAGAAACCGGUUCGUCUUCUACUCGUACGACCGCUGCUUAGUCGACGCCUGCACUUCUUGCGAAGAGGACGAGACGCGAGAAGACUGCUCCUCGCGAGUGGAAAAAGGAACGCAAACACAGAAGGCGAACGAGAUGCCGCAGCCACGAGACAGCCCCAGACGUGACACGGUGAGGCUGCCUCCCCACAAAAAUACCAUGCAGUCUCUUCCCUCUCCUUCUCCCUCUCCUUCUCCCUCUCCUUCUCCCUCUCCUUCUCUCUAUCCUUCUCUCUCUCCUUCUCCCUCUCCUUCUUCCUCUUCUCACUCUGCUGCCUUGUCUUUUGCCAGUACGGCGGAGCGAGGGACAACUUUGGGGUCUGUUGCGCGGGGCCUUCUCGGGGGAGGUUUCAACGUCCAGCUUCUGUACCACGGCCUGUCGCCGUUGUUUUCCCUUUCUUCUUCGCCUCUCUCGGUCGCCGCCAGUGUGUCCGGGAGCGCAGCUUCUUCCGAUGUCUCGGAGGCGAAUGGCCGCAGGCGCCCCGCCGCUUCCUCCUCUUCCUCCUCUUCCUCCUCUUCCUCCGCUUCCUCCUCUUCCUCCGCUUCCUCUGCUUCCUCCUCUUCCUCCGCUUCCUCCGCUUCCUCUGGCGCUCCCACACGCGAGCUUUCACCUGCCUGCAUGCACCAGCUGUGUGCGCGUUCAUCGCGAGAGGGGGGGGAAGAGAAGGAGCCACUGCGGAGUGCGGGCUCGCAGGGCAGGCACACACCGAGCUCGCGCUCUCAGAGGCGGGAGAGGCAAGUCCCAGAAGACGGGAAUACUCCCGCGCCUCCGUCGUGCGCUGGCGACAGAGACGUCGGAGGGGCUGCAGGCGGCCGAGCCCGAGCAAGCGAGAGAGGCUGUUCAGGGUCCGCAACGGCCUGGGGAAGGCAAUGUCGGCGGGAGCCCGACGGGAUAGCGGGAGACACACGCGGGGCGGGGCACCUUUCUCAGGGGGAGGAAGGAGAGCGCGAACGUGCGCUAUUCCACGAGGCCACGAUGUCGGGGUGUUCCAAGCCACGCAGAGGCCGACAAGAGGAAGGAGCGACGGACGGGCGCCAGGCGAUGGGCGCAGACGAGGGCGCCGGCGGUGUUGGCGACGGGAAGACGACGAGAAACGGGGCUCACGCGCCUUCGCUUUCGCACGCCCUCCGCCACGCGCGUCCUCUGCCCUCGCCGGAAGCGGCAAGCGCUUCUCCCCCGUGCUCUUCUGUUUCCUCUCCGAAGGCGUCCGGCGUCUUCGCUUCGUUCUGUGCAUCUGCCUUGUCCUCGACUUCUUUUCCGUCCUCUCCGCUGCAUGCGUCUCUGGCUUCGCUCGAGGCCGCAGCCUCUCUGAAGGCUGCGCUGAGCAGCGUCGCUGGCGCGAGUCCCGCGCAUGCAGAAGCUGCCGGGCGAGCUUCGGCGUCAGAGGCCGUCGGCAGUCUCCGUUCUCCGAAAACUCGCCCUUCCACUGUCUCUCUGGGCCCAGGCGGCGUCUUCCGCUCUGUCUCCGCUUCUGAGCGAGGGUCUGUGCCGCUCCGCGGAACGCCCCAGGGUGACGGCUCCACGCGCAGAGGCACGACCACGCAGGAGUCGACAUGGCCAGCGCAAGUGCUGGCGCACCUCCACGGGCCCGAGAUUCUCCUCGAGCUCACCCAGGCGCAUGCAGAGCGAGAAAAAACCGGCGGGGACUUGGCGCAGUGGAGGCCAGGCUCGAGGCGACGCAGACUAACGGACGGGAAGGGCGGAGACGAAGACACCUGUGAAGACGGCACGCACGCCAGGGCGGCGAGGACGCGCGAAGCGCUCCAGACAGCAGAACACCAGGAAGACAGCGAAGAAAGCGGCGAAGAAAGCGGCGAAGAAAGCAGGGAGGAGAGCAGAGAGGAGAGCGCCUCUGGUUUCGAAGAGAGACGGGCGCAGCGCCUGUGUCUCCAGUGCGGGGCCUACAUGCUUCCGCAUCCUGACAAGCUGGAGAGUGGAGGAGCAGACGCGUUUUUCAUUGCGUCGGGUCCAGGCGACGCUCGGCUUACCGAGCAGAUCUCUUCGCUCAUUCCUGAGGUGGGGAACAAGAGUCUCUCCGGCUCGCACUCCACGUCACCCUUCGCGGCACCGCCCCGAAGCAGAGACACGAGGGGCGUGAGCACGGCGGCGGCCGCCGUCUGCGUGGGAGUCGCAGAUGGCGUCGGCGAAUGGGAAAGCUUCGGCCUCAACCCGCGCAUGUUUGCGGAGGAGUUGAUGGUCGGCUGUUGGCGAGCCGCGGUCGCGGAGCCUUGGUUCCGCGACUUCCAGGACGCAGAGGCAGCCGGUGGGAGAGCAGAGGGACUGGCGUCGCCCCGCGGCGAGCAAACCGGAGACGGACGAGGCCGUGGAGGAACCGGGGGUGGAGCCGUGCGGAGAAGCGGAGAGGCCGAGACAGCGGCGGAGAGAGGAGCAGAGAGAGCGUCGUCGCUCGCGUUCUCGCAGGGGCCUCGGGGCGGAGACGGCUCGAGGCCAGCCUCGCCCUCUUCGCCGCCUGUUGGCGAGGCUGCAUGCAGUGACCCGCCUCUUACAGAGAGUGUCGGCGAGGGGAAAGGCGAGGACGCGGGCGCGCGGGGGAAGCGGCCGUGUCCGCGCUCGCCCGAGGGCUUCUCUCCGUCGCCGCCGGUCUCCUGUGUGUCUGCCGAUUUGCCUGCGACGCCCACUUCGUGUGUGGCGUCGUCUGAGGGGGCGGUGUCCGGCGGGCGCGUGGACGAAGCAGCCAGGAAGGCGCUCCGCAUUUUGAGGGAAGGAUUCAAGGAGGCGCGCAGCUUCGGCAGCUCGACAGCCCUCGUGGUGUGUCUGGACGGCUUGAGGGGGCGUCUCGGCAUCGCGAGUUUGGGCGACAGCGCGAUGAUGGUCCUGCGUCGAGAGCAUCGCCUCUGCCGCAUGACGUGUGCGCAUCGGUCCCAGGAGCAGCAACACCAGUUCAACUGUCCCUUCCAGCUCUCCUGCUUGCCUCGGCCAAGCGAGUACCAGGCCCUCGCUGCGCAGGGGAAAGAGACGCUGGUUCGCGUCUUGCGAAACGCCACCAUGCUCCCGCAAGACACUCCUGACAUGGCCCAGGCGUACUCCGUCCACGCCCAGGAGGGUGACCUUGUGCUUCUCGGCACAGACGGCGUCUUCGACAACCUGUUCGACUACGAAAUCUGCGCCCUGGCGAACCUCGCGCUCAGUCCCUACGAGGCAGAAGUCCUCGGGGACACCGCCCGAGCCACGAGCGCACAGGCGGUCGCCGCCGCCGUCGCCGAAGCUGCUGCCUACAAAAGCCGCAGCCCCCUGGCGAAGACGCCGUUCAUGAAACACGCGCGGCGAGCCAACACACACUUUAUGGGCGGCAAGAUGGACGACAUUACCGUUGUUGCUUGCUGGGUGACUCGUGGGGAAGAGGUCGAGGGUAGAGCCGAACGCGCCAGCAUCUGA